AUGGGGAAUACAGCGACGAAAGCACGUGACGCUCAUACUGAAGCAAAGAGUAGACCCAAGACUAGUCGUAAGAUUCAGCAACAAAAGAUAAAGAAUGCCAAGCGAACGGAUUUAUUAUCACUUUCCAAUAGUAAAUUAAAACAUUUACCGGAGGAAUUAUUGCAAUUAUCAACAUUGCGGAUAUUAGAUCUCACAGGCAAUAAAUUGACUACAAUACCAUCAACAAUAAACGUACUUACUACGUUAAAGACACUGAAAUUAUCGCUGAAUAACCUCGAGACGUUACCGGAUUUAUCUGCACUUGAAGCACUUACGACGCUCGUACUUGAUAGUAAUAAAGUCGAGACUCUUGUCCAUGCUUUACCACCUCAUUUGCUCAAGUUGUCAUUGAAAAACAAUCGACUAGGUAUGAUACCGGAUAAUGUAUUGAAACUAAUGGAAUUGCAAGAACUUGAUUUAUCCGACAAUCACGUGGAAGUUUUACCUUCAGAUUUGGGUAAAAUGCAAGAGUUACAAGAACUUCAUGUGGAUGGUAAUACAUUGACGGAACUACCAGCUGCUUUGGCAAAAUGUGGCAAGCUGAAGGUGCUAUCAGCGCGUAGAAACAUGCUAAUUGGUCGCUCAGCAGGUGCAACAGUACAGACUAUUGCUGCUGAGGUGCUUGGAGAAGGCUCAAGUAUUCAAGUGAUGAACUUAGAAGGUAAUCCAAUGACAAAGGAAGAUUUACAGGGAAUGGAUGGUUUUAAUGCGUUCCUUACUCGACGGAUGAAACUCAAGAAUAAGGAAAUUCAUGGUGGUUUGAAGGCGGAUCUAAGUCUCUGUGGUCUCAAUUGA
Peronospora belbahrii is the source of this 834-nucleotide messenger RNA. NCBI's taxonomy places the organism in Eukaryota, Oomycota, Peronosporomycetes, Peronosporales, Peronosporaceae. The record is from the annotation of a GenBank genome assembly.